Dracunculus medinensis (Guinea worm) is the source of this 228-nucleotide messenger RNA. Lineage: Eukaryota; Metazoa; Nematoda; Chromadorea; Rhabditida; Dracunculidae. The record is from the annotation of a GenBank genome assembly.
AUGAAUAUUCUUAAUGGAAUCUGCAUAAAAAUCGAACGAGAUUUUUGUCAAAUCGGUUUUGGUCCUUUCUUUUAUUCGACUUGGGUCGGAUAUAUUAAUUCGUGCCUCAAUCCUAUUAUUUAUACGAUUUUUAACAGCGAAUUUCGUCGAGCUUUCAAAACAAUCAUACUCGGUAAAAAGAAGAUCGGAUUGAAGCGUGGAUCAAGGCCAGCAACUAUCUUUAAAUGA